ACUCUGGCUGUGUGUCCAACUCUAACAGCAGUGUGACCUGGCUGCAGAAGAACCUGGGACGGUUUUCAGUCCUGGUGUCCCUCAGUGACCUGUUGAAACUCAACACAGACUUCUCUCCUUUGUCAGCCCUGGAGGUUCUCUCUCCAAAGCAGACAGCAGAGCUGGUGGUGUUGCCUCUUCCUGGUCUUCCAGUGAAAGAUGUCAUCGUCAACACAGUGUUUGACUACCUGACUGAGUCACCAAAGGAGAGGAGACUCCCUGAGUUCCUGCAACAACUUGUCAGCCUGACCAAACAGGAAAAUAUCCCUUGUGCCUCCUACAAGAUCAUUUUCACCAGACUGGAUCAGGCCGUACCCACUGUUACCAUGGAGAUAGAGUCCGCCCUCACCUCCAGCAAGACGGCUUUACUACAGACCGUCCCAUCAGGUUGCAUUGUAUACAGUGGAGAGUGCAAUGUCACCCCAGUUAAUGAGACAAAAGUUUGUGCUGGUGUCAACAGCACUGCUCUACAGGGUCGCCUUGACAACGGGCAGAUCAGCGGAGUCCUCUGUGAUUUCGGCGUCGAUGUUUACGCUUGUGGCUCGCUGUCUAUGUUGACAUCGGAAAACUUGGUGAGCCUGUUGAAGUGUAAGCUGUCUGGUAACACCAGCCACUCAGCACAGAUCUGGAAACUGUUCUUCUCUAAGGUCUCGGUGGUCUUGAACUCAGCCCUGGAUCUCUUUUUCAACACCGUGAGAUAA
Oncorhynchus gorbuscha (pink salmon) is the source of this 740-nucleotide messenger RNA. RefSeq lists its product as uncharacterized. Lineage: Eukaryota; Metazoa; Chordata; Actinopteri; Salmoniformes; Salmonidae. The transcript has 9 exons. The annotation marks the transcript as partial. The record is from RefSeq and is a predicted model, not a curated record.